AUGAAGAAGAAGCGAGCCGAGAGCGUCCCGAACUACACCGACAUAAUCGCGGGACUGAAGGAUAUAUACAAGAGCAAGAUCAAGCCUGUCGAGCAACUGCUUUCCUUUGACCAGUUCUCAACGCCGUCGCUCACGGAUGCAGACCUCACAGCCAAACCGAUUGUGCUGCUGAUGGGACAGUAUUCUGUCGGAAAGAGCACCUUCAUCAAGUAUAUUCUUGAGAAGGAGUAUCCAGGCUGCCACAUUGGCCCCGAGCCCACGACGGACCGCUUCAUUGCCAUCCUUGGCGGCGAAGACCGCAUCAUCCCCGGAAAUGCAGCAGCUGUCGACCGGGAUCUGCCCUUCACGUCUCUGUCACGGUUUGGCGCCAGUUUCCUUCAAAAGUUCCAGGUCUCAUAUACAAGCUCGCCCAUUCUCGAGUCGGUCACCCUGAUCGACACGCCGGGAGUGCUUUCGGGAGAGAAGCAGCGCAUCGGCCGCUCCUACGACUUCUCUGGGGUGAUGGAGUAUUUCGCGGCGAGGGCGGACGCCAUUCUGCUCCUGUUUGAUGCCCACAAGCUCGACAUCAGCGACGAGUUCAAGGACUGCAUUAUGGGUUUGAAGGGCAACGAGGAAAAGGUCAAAGUCAUCCUCAACAAAGCAGACAUGGUCAACGGACAACAGCUUCUGAGAGUCUACGGUGCUCUGAUGUGGUCCCUGGGUAAGGUCCUGAACACUCCCGAGGUGAUGAGGGUCUACAUUGGAAGUUUCUGGGACCAACCGCUUCGGUAUCGAGACUGUGAGGCGCUGCUCUCUGCCGAGCAGGAGGAUCUCCUCGCCGAUCUCCGGUCUCUCUCGACCAACUCGACGAUGAGAAAGAUCAACGACAUUGUCAAGCGGGCGUCGAUGGUCAAGAUUCAUGCCCUGAUCAUAUCCCACCUCAAGCAAGAGAUGCCGGGGUUUUUCGGCAAGUCGUCCAAACAGAGCGAGCUGCUCGCCAACCUCGCUGCCGAGUUCACCAAACUGGAGCACUUGCAUCGCUUGCCUCGGGGAGACUUUCCGAAUGUCGAAGAGUUCAAGUCCAAGCUCAGUCUGUUCAAGAUCGACAAGUUUCCAAAGUUGGACAAGAAGCUGAUGGCUACUCUCGACACGGCUAUUUCGGUAGACCUUCCCGAGCUCAUCAAACGCUUCCCUCAGAACACACCCACGGUCCCACAAAUCUUCCAGAAUCCUUUCGAGAACUUUGCCAGCGUCGAAGGGACACAUGAAACCCUAGCGACUCCGUCUCCUGAGCAACUGUGGAAUUGGGAGUCGAUCGACCGCAAAGCGUUGUUGAAUCGAUUCGCUGCCCUUAGUCCCGUGGAUGGCAAGCUCUCCGGGGCUGUGGUGCGUCCGGUACUCCAGGCGUCUCAGCUCGACAAUGGCACACUCGCCAAGAUUUGGAAGCUCGCCGACUGGACUCAAGAUGGAUAUUUGGAUUCAGACGAGUUCAUCGUUGCAAUGUGGCUCGCCGAAAUCAAGACCAAGGGCUGGGCAGAGAUCCCCGAUGCCCUUCCACCGACCCUGGUCCCGCAUCGGCGCUUCUAG
Polychytrium aggregatum is the source of this 1566-nucleotide messenger RNA. RefSeq names its product P-loop containing nucleoside triphosphate hydrolase protein. The transcript has 11 exons. NCBI's taxonomy places the organism in Eukaryota, Fungi, Chytridiomycota, Chytridiomycetes, Polychytriales. Bases 1 to 1566 code for a protein of 521 amino acids. Gene Ontology annotation, molecular function: GTP binding; protein binding. Gene Ontology annotation, biological process: endocytosis; endosomal transport. The record is from RefSeq and is a predicted model, not a curated record. Gene Ontology annotation, cellular component: plasma membrane; cytoplasm.